CAGGCCGCGACCAGUGAGAGCGAGCGAGCGAGGAGGAGGAGAAGAAGAAGAAGAGCAGCUCCACAGGGUAGGCAAGAAAGGGACAGAGCUGACCAGAGAGGGGGAUGAAAAAAGCUCUCUCCUUUCUCCAUUAAAAUCGAAGCCGAGCUCUGCCCACCUCUUUCUUCUCUCCCCUCCCUCCUCCCCUCUCGUCUUUCCAUUGAAUUUCGCGCUCCUCUUCUCUCUCUGCCCCUCUCUGUCUCGAUCCUUUCCGUACGUGCGGCGACGCGGCCGGCGUCCUCGGAGACCGAGCAGCUCGCUGAUCGACUGCGAUCGGAACUUCUCUCGAGGAUCGUCAAGUCCUGGGCCUUGUCAGUCGCUCUGCUCUCUCUCUCUCUUCUUUUCCUGUUUCGGUCCAGCGCUUGUGUCGGUCGAGUAGUUGACACCCCUGUCCGGUUCUUGAUUUUCUUGGGAGGUCCGUAGCUGAUUGUAGAGGGGUUAGUUUCUUGGGUUCUUGAUUUUCUUGGGAGGGUUUAUAGCUGGUUUCGUUUCGUUAGUCGCGGCUGAUCGUGUUUUAUGUGGGAUCUUGUUUCUGGGCUGGGGAGUUUCGUCCAGUUGAAUUCGUUGUUCUGUCUGAUUUGCGGUGAUCAGGUCGUUGGCAAGGUGAAGGGACGGUCCGAAGCUAUAUCUCUCGUGGGGUCUGUCGUGAGUCCGUGUGAUUGUUAUCUCAGUUCUGGAUUUUCCCGGGAUUGUCAAUUGUCAUUUCCUCAAUCCGAUUGUCUGUUGGUGUUUUUUGGAGCUUCUGCUUUGUUGGGUCAUCUGGGAAUUUGGAUGUCAGUUUCUUGUGCUUAGAGUUCCCUUCGUAGCCGCCUCUACUUUUCAAUUCUGGAAACUUAGCUGAGAGUCCCGGGGAACUUCUCCGUACUUUCUUGCUCGCCCGCCUUCGACUUUUUGCUUCGGACUCUUGAACUUUCAACUCCCCUCUCUUUGAUUUCGAGUCAUUGAUAGUUUAAGCCAAGGCGCUGUCUCUUGUAAAGCUGGGAGAAAUUCCUAGCAAAAAAGUCUUCUUCUGAAGCAAUCCAUUUCUGUGCCAUAGUCGCUGUGCAGAAGUUGGUGCACAGUGGAGUCGAUGGAGAUUUCACGACACUUCCUUCGGAGAGUAAACUUGGUUUACCAAAUGAGGGGGAAAGGUUCUUGAAUUAAGCCAAGAUUUCUGUGUGAGCCAUAUCCAGAGUUUCCUAGUUUGUGUUUUCUUGGUACUUUUUGAGCAAUUCCAUUGUUUCUGUCGAAAUGGGGGAUUGCGAACCCACCCUUGUAAACCAUGAAAUGGAGCAUCACAUAGUUGCAGCAGCUCAGCACCUCAUAAUGGCACUGAGAGCAAGUACAAACCUGAACAUUGAUGACAUGAGAAGUUUCCUCUCCAAUGUUGAAGCUCGUCUUUCCACAAAGUCCACGCCUAUUGAGAGCAGGGGCGGGCCGUUGAUGGACAUGGAAGAGCAGCUCAGACAGUGUGAGAUAGUGAUCAUGAGAUGGGAGGCUAACCAGUCACUGAUAUGGGACUCUAGCUCAGAGGAAACCUCAGAGUAUAUGAAUGCUGCUGCUGAGAUUCAAAAAUUAGUAGAGAAUUUAGAAAGCGUUUCUCCCAUAAGGAAUGGGAAGCAGAAGGAACUUCUUCUUCGUGCUCAAAACAUCUUGCAGAGAGCAAUGUCGAGGCUCACGGAAGAGCUGAGGCACAUUCUUGUCUUGUAUAAGGAGUACCAUGAGCCCAGAUACAUGUCAUGCCGCUCUUUUGUGGAGGAUGUGGUGUAUGAUGAAUCGUUUGCUUCCAUAGAGGAUGAAGCAGCUGAGUUAACAUCUCAUGCGGAGGAUGGGGGCAGUGCAUCAGCAGAACGUCGGGUAAGUCUGAUCCGCCCCGAUAUGGUCCCUGCUCUCAAGUCAAUUGCACAGGUGAUGUUUUCAUCAAAGUAUGAUCAGGAAUUUUGCCAAGCUUAUGUUAGCAUCCGGAAAGAAGCGCUGCAUGAGUACUUGGUCAUUCUCAAAAUGGAGCAGUUGACAAUUGAAGAUACUCUGAGAAUGGAUUGGGAUAAGAUGAGCAAUGAGAUAAAGAAAUGGGCGUGGGCUAUGAGGAUCAUCGUACGAGUCUAUCUUGCUAGUGAAAAACAUCUUUGCAAUGAGGUUCUAGGAGAGUUUGGUUCCGUUAACUCGGAAACCUUUGUCGAAAUCACCAAGGCUUCGAUGCUGCUUUUCUUGAACUUUGGUGAAGCCAUAAUAAUGUCACCACGUCAACCGGAGAAGUUAUUUCGCGUGCUUGACAUGUAUGAGGUCCUUGCUGAACUCUGUAAUUACGUAGAUGCUUUAUACUCAGAAUAUGCCGGUGCUUCCUUCAGAAUUGAGUUUCAUGAUCUUCUGGCCAGUGUGGGUGAUUAUGCAAGAGGCACAUUUGCUGAAUUUAGGAACCGCGUUGCUCUAGACAGGUCUCAGAAGCCUUUUGGCGGAGGUGGGAUUCAUCCUCUUACCAAGUAUGCCAUGAACUACAUCAAGGUCCUUUCUGCAUAUAGAGGCCCCCUUAAUUUGCUUCUUUGUGAUCGAGAGGUAAAAUGUCUGGAGCCUUGUCUUGGAAUCGAUAACGAGGAGGAAUGCUCUGCAGACAGUUCAUGUGCAUUGGCUGUCCAUUUGAGGUCACUGGUGUCUGUUUUAGAGUCGAACCUUAUCGAGAAGUCCAAGCUAUUCAAGGAUACUUCUAUACAGCAUAUAUUUCUUAUGAAUAAUAUCCAUUACAUGGUUCAAAAGAUAAAAGACUCCGACCUCAGGCGUUACUUUGGGGACGAGUGGAUCAGGAAGCAUAUCGGUAAAUACCAGCAGCACGCGACGAGUUAUCUAAGAGCCACGUGGAGUUCUGCUCUUUCUUUGCUCAAGGAUGGUGGAAACCAGGCUUUGAGCUUCUGUAAGCCAACUUUCAGAGAACGGUGUAAGGCGUUCUGUCUUGCUUUCGAGGAAGUCUACAAGUGCCAGACAAGGUGGAUCAUCCGGGAUCCUCAGCUCCGGUCGGAUAUGCAGAUUGCAACUACACAGAAAGUGAUCCACGCGUAUCGGACGUUUCUCGGUGUGAAUUUAGGUUCUAUCGGGGAGAAGUACAUCAAGUACACUGCUGAUGACAUGGAGAACUACAUUUUGGAUCUUUUCGAAGGAUCCCCAAAGUCAUUGCCCCAUCCAUGGAAGAAGUGAAUUCAUUUUACAGUUAGCUCUUCCAAUUCCUGUCCUUUUGUCUUUGUUAUACCGUAUUGCAAUCAAUGUACAUGCCUUUUAUUAUUUCACACGUCCUGGUGUAGAUUGUUCACGAGAACUUCUCAUCUACGUCGUAUCUCGUGUGAUUAUAGUCCAACUGGGAAUUUAUAUGCACAACUUGAUUGUUGUAACACUCUCGCUUUCUGUGUAUAUAAAUCAUGUUCCUCUC
This is a messenger RNA of Eucalyptus grandis, 3433 nucleotides long. Its product is annotated as exocyst complex component EXO70E2. Gene Ontology annotation, molecular function: phosphatidylinositol-4,5-bisphosphate binding. Bases 1270 to 3204 code for a protein of 644 amino acids. Gene Ontology annotation, biological process: exocytosis. The transcript has 2 exons. NCBI's taxonomy places the organism in Eukaryota, Viridiplantae, Streptophyta, Magnoliopsida, Myrtales, Myrtaceae. The record is from RefSeq and is a predicted model, not a curated record. Gene Ontology annotation, cellular component: exocyst.